GAGGAGCGAGCGUUCAGUGUUGCUUUCCGCUGUCGCAGAGCUGUUCACCAUGAGCUCCACCGGUUGUGAGCAGGAGCGAGAGCAGCAGCGCCUGUUACUGAUCGAAUGUUUCCGCAGCCGCUUGGUCGCGAUCAUCCAAGUGGAUCCAGUGCUGGACUUAAUCACGUUCAUGCAAGAGGCCGAUAAGGAGGAGAUCCGGGCCAUGAAACUGCAAAAAGGCAACCAGGCUGCUGUCAACCUGCUGCUCACCAAGAUCACCAGGAAGCCCCCUGCAGUUGGUUGGUUUGGAGAGUUUGUUACUGCCCUUGUGGAAGGGGGGUGUUCUCAUGCCGUUCAGUAUGUCCGUUUCGAUGCAGAUACCGGAAUAUCCCCUUCACUGGAAGCUCAAAAUGAUCUGGAGGUGAAACUCAUCGAAGUCUUGUCCCCAGCUUUAAUCGACAAGCUAAAACCAUUUGAGAUUUCUGUACACUGUUUUACCAGUGACAUUUUGAGCCAAGAAGACGUGGAGAAUAUUUUAAGUGAAACCAAACAAAAUGGAAACCGAGCAGGAGCUCGUAAAUUAUUGAGCAGAGUAAUUAAGAAACCUCCCGGGUGGUUCUCCAAAUUUUUGGGAGUACUGCAAAAUACAGGACAUGGGGAUCUUGCAAACUUGUUAGCUGGCAAUGAUAACAGCUUAUCUAAAACAGAAGAACCAGCAGAAGAAAGUAAAAAUGUAACAGAUGAACAACUACCAAAUGAAAUACAGAAUAAUGUGGAUAAUGCUAAACCAGACAAGUUAGCUGUUGAAAAAAAUGAGCAGCCACCAGAAGACCUGUACAGUAGCCCUACUACAGCAGAAGAAAAUCGUGAAAACAACAGGCAGAGCGAUGAAAACAGCAUUUUAUCGGGGAUUUCUGAUUUGGAUCUGUCUAUGAAUGCAGAAUCUGUUCAUGAUAUAGCAGAGACAAGUAUCUGCAGUUCAAAUGAUAGUCAGCUGGAAAAUGGAAGCUCUGGUGUGUCUGGAGAUGAAAAUGCCUAUUCAGAUUCUGAUGAGGAGAGCAAUGAGAAAGGAAGACAAUCACCAGUUCCUGAGAUCCACCUCCGAGACUAUCAGCAAGAAGUUGCGGCUCCAGCGUUGGAGGGUAAAAAUCUCAUUAUCUGCCUGCCCACAGGAAGUGGAAAGACCAGGGUUGCAGUCUACAUUACCAGACACCAUCUGGACAAAAUGAAGUUACAGGGAAAAACAGGGAAGGUUGUAGUGCUUGUUAACAAGGUGCCUUUAGUUGACCAGCAUUUUCGCAAAGAGUUCAACCCGUACCUGAAAGAUAAAUAUAGUGUCAGCAAAAUAAGUGGUGAUACACAACUGAAGAUCUCAUUCCCUCAAGUGGUGCGUGAGAAUGACAUUAUUAUCUGUACAGCUCAGAUCCUAGAGAAUCAGCUGGCUGAAGCAAAUGAAAGUGAUGCUGACAAUCUUGAAAUUUCAGACUUUUCAUUGAUAAUAAUUGAUGAAUGCCACCACACUCAGAAAGAAGGAGUGUACAAGAGCAUAAUGACCAGGUACAUUGAACAAAAGCUGAACAAUAAAAAAGGAAUUGCACAAGUGUCACUUCCACAGAUCUUAGGACUGACAGCAUCACCUGGUGUAGGUGGCGCAAAGAACAGAAAAAAUGCAGAAUCACACAUUAUACAAAUUUGUGCAAACCUUGAUGCUUACAAAAUAAUGACUGUUAAGGAUCAUUAUACACAACUAAAAGAGCAAGUGAAAGAUCCUGUCAAAAAGGUGGAGAUUGCAGAAGACAGAAAAGAGGAUCCCUUUGGAGGACAAAUCAAAGAAAUGAUGAUGGAAAUUCACACGUACCUUGGACGAAACCCCACGUCGGAUUUUGGCACACAGUCUUAUGAGCAGUGGAUUGUGCAAAAAGAGAAAUCAGGAGCCAAAGAGGAGAAUCGUAAACUGCGUGUCUGUGCAGAGCAUUUAAGAAAAUACAAUGAUGCCCUGAUGAUUAAUGAUACCAUAAGGAUGAUUGAUGCGUACAAUUAUCUCACGGACUUCUAUAAAGAUGAGAAAAGGAAGAAGGUCAUGGAUGAUGAUGAGGACGUACCAAAGUCAAAACUGGAUGAUACAGAUAGAUUUCUGAUCAGUCUAUUUAAUGAACAACAAGAAAAGCUUCAAACUCUUGCUGGAAAGACUGAGUAUGAAAAUGGAAAACUGACAAAAUUACGAACAACUAUACUUCAAGAAUUCUCCAGAAAAAGAAACUCAAGAGGCAUUAUCUUUACAAAGACACGCCAAAAUGCACAUGCUCUGCAUGAGUGGAUAGAAGAGAAUGAGAAAUUUAAGGAGUUUGAAAUUAAGGCCCAUUACUUAACUGGAGCUGGCAAUAACAGUCAGUUCAAACAUAUGACUCAGAAUGAACAAAAGGAGGUGCUGGGUAAAUUCCGUGAUGGAGACAUCAACCUACUGAUUGCAACUACUGUAGCUGAAGAAGGUCUAGACAUAAAAGAAUGUAAUUUUGUAAUCCGUUACGGUCUAGUCACCAAUGAGAUUGCUAUGGUUCAAGCUCGUGGAAGGGCACGGUCUGACGAUAGCACUUAUGCCUUAGUAGCAAAUGAGGGGUCAGGAGUUCUUGAACGUGAGAGUGUGAAUGUUUACCGUGAGGCAAUGAUGCACGCAGCAAUUCAAAAAGUGCAGGAAAUGCCAGAAGAGGAAUACAAAAAACAGAUAGAAGAAAGGCAGUGGCAGAACAUCAUGGAACACAGAAUGAAAAAGAGGAAGAAUUUGGCAAAAAGAAUAAAAAGUGAUCCUUCUAAAGUGACCUUUCACUGUAACACCUGCAGCAAACUUGCUUGUUCAGGAAAAGAUAUUCAAGUAAUCGAAAACAUGCAUCACGUCAAUGUCACAGAUGAGUUCAAAGAUUUAUACGGUCAACGAGAAAAUAAAGCUUUGCAAGAGAAGUGUCUUGAUUACCAAACAAAUCAAGAGAUCUACUGCAAGAACUGUGGCUGGCCAUGGGGUACAAUGAUGGUCCAUCGUGGAGUCAAUUUACCAUGCUUGUCAAUCAAAAACUUUGUUGUGUUUAUUGAUGAGAAGAACUUUGAAAAACACACUUAUAAAAAGUGGAGCGAAGUUCCCUUCAAGCUACCUAAAUUCGACUACAUCAAAUAUGUUGAAAGUCCCAGAUAAUAUUUGUGUUGGCAGUUUCCAUGUUAAUUCAAUUUACCAUACACCAAUAUGCUGAACAUUGAUUAACAGUUGUUUAAAUUACAAUGAUACAACAGAAUGCGUCUAAUAGUUCUGUCGUUGAGUUCUUAUUUGUGCAAUUUUAAUUUACUACCAGCUUAUUAUCGAAUGGCAUAGAUAACCAUGUUCUAGUUGUAAAUGUACUUUGUAUGAUGAAGAGGUGAAAAGCGAUUUUUUUGAAGUUUGUGAGCAACCUUUACAUAUUUGUGCAACCACUCAAGUGGUAACUUUAUCAUGGUGAUUUUUGCAUAGCCUGCAUAGGAACAUUUAGAUGUGGCUACACACUUUCAAACAGACAUAGGUGAUUUAUUUAAGCAUUAAUUAGAUCACAGCAGAAAAUGUGAACUUUGGAGAUGAUUAACUGUGCUCAAAAACAUGGGCAACAUUCUGACAUGCAAAGAAUGCACUGAUGUUUUAGGACUACAGGAACACAGGCAUUAGGAUGCCAAGUUUAAUUGAUCCUGGGGCUACAGUGGACUUCAGAAUUUUGAAUCAGGGGUUGAAUAAGAUCUAGGAUCACAACAUCAGGAUUAAACUGGCGUCAGAAGUGAAAACAAUUUUUUAAUAUGGAGACUGGAUGUGUUCUCCUGCCAGGUCUACAUUCAGGUAAAUUACUUAGUUUCUUGGUAGCAAGCAAGCUGAGGAUCCACAGAUAAUGGUCUGAUUUCCUUGCGACAAGCCAUUCUUGAAACCUUUUGCAUGAAGUGAGCCUAAAUUCUGCUUCAAGUGGAUAAAUGAAAUAUUUUAUUUUAUAUAUCCAUUGUAGUGACUGGCACCUGUCUGGGCAGAAAUCUGUAUAUAUUUCUUGUUCAACAUAUUGGAUACCUUAGGGUUCUGAGUAGCGCUGAAGGCAUAAAUACUGCAUGGAAUCGUUUCUCAGUCUUGAUAUCUUCAAUAUAACUUCAUUUUCCUUUGCAAUAAAAGUGUCCACAUUCCUGAAGGAGAUUUGUGGUUGCUGUGGACUGUAGAGUUUUCUUGUGAAAUAAAUGCAUGUGACAGAAAGAACAUGAUCAGCAAUGUUUUCAACUUACUGCUUUAUCAAAUAUAUUUAUGCAUCUUUUAUGUGGAUGAAAAAUGCAGUAUUUUAUCGUUCAAUAAAAAUAUCUUUUUUAUCAAA
Molecule: messenger RNA, 4337 nt
Organism: Rhincodon typus (whale shark)
Lineage: Eukaryota; Metazoa; Chordata; Chondrichthyes; Orectolobiformes; Rhincodontidae
Gene: ifih1
Product: interferon induced with helicase C domain 1
Exons: 16
Coding region: 50-3163 (1037 amino acids)
Biological process (GO): positive regulation of interferon-beta production; response to virus; innate immune response
Cellular component (GO): cytoplasm
Molecular function (GO): ATP binding; single-stranded RNA binding; DNA binding
Source: RefSeq, a predicted model, not a curated record